Syngnathus typhle (broad-nosed pipefish) is the source of this 1496-nucleotide messenger RNA. RefSeq names its product cd7 antigen-like (gene cd7al). The record is from RefSeq and is a predicted model, not a curated record. The transcript has 5 exons. Gene Ontology annotation, cellular component: membrane. The coding region runs from base 127 to 1200 and encodes 357 amino acids. Gene Ontology annotation, biological process: adaptive immune response. Lineage: Eukaryota; Metazoa; Chordata; Actinopteri; Syngnathiformes; Syngnathidae. Gene Ontology annotation, molecular function: signaling receptor activity.
AGCUUCUCAUUGUCUUGGUUAGGGUCGUUCUUAAAGCCAUUUUAAAGUUUAUAAAGUGUGUUGUUAUGACUCACUUCGCUGCCUCCUUUGUGCAAUUUUAAAAGAAGGUUAAGCGGUAAAGUUAAGAUGACCACCAUCUGUCACCUCUGGACUCUCCUGAUAAUUCACAGCGUAUUUGUAUGUGGAGACAUUCAAUUCCUAGAGAGGGAGGAGGGUGAUUCAGUGGACUUUCCAUGUGCCAUGAAACCCCGGAACCCCUCUCCAUUCGGCUUCUACAUGAAGCGCACGUGGCUGCAUCCCGGCGAAGUGCUUUUCAAAUACACAGACACCGAGGCAGAUGUAAAAGACUCUGCCAACAUACAUCGCCUGGCGGUCAGAGGUGACCCCAACAACCAUUCCCUGACCGUCACUUUAUCUGAUCUGAGAGCCGACGACACUGACCGCUACUAUUGUGAGUUUGUGGUCGACAGUCGGUCUGAGGACAAAUCCGUGCCGGGAGACACGGAAUUUUUCCUCCUGGUUAAUCCCGCACCGACAACUACCGAGUACCCCCUCCCCGGUGCAUCAGUGGACAUCGGGCGCAUUGAUGUGUGCACGGGGGGCUCGGCCGUCGUCUCCUGUCUCCCCCCAAAUGGCGAGGACCUUCCGGUGGAGGGCGUGAGGUUGAUGCGGCGAAGAGGGCGAGCUCCUGUGGAGCUGCUUUACCACUCCCAACGGCACCUGGUCGAUGGGCCCACCGCCACCUCCCGAUUCCAGUUGUGGUCGGCCCCGGGCCCCAGGGGCUUCACGUACAACCUAACCCUGCGACAUCUACAGCCUGAGGAUAGCGGGCUGUACAGCUGCCAGCUCCUCCUCCGUGGCCGCCACGAUAUUAGCUCCUCGCUCCAUAUGAGACAAGCUGUCUUUGUUUCUGUGGAAGGAGGGUCAUGUGGGUGCUCCAGCUACCAGACUCUGCUGUACGCUCUGUCCUCGGCCGUGUUGGUCCUUCUAGUGUUCCUCGCUUUAAUACUCGUCUAUUACAAACGAGCACACAGCCGUGCCGCCUCACGCCCUGCGGCGCCCAUCUAUGAAGAGAUGUCAGGGGUGAAGACCCUCAGCGCUAAAAUGGAUGACAUUGAGGUGUCAGAAUAUCGCAACAACAAAGUGAAGAGAAAUUGCCCGGAAAACCAUUACGAAACUCCCAUUAGGUCGGCUUUCUAAAUAUCACUGGCUGCUUCUUAGUUUAUUUUUCUCAUUAACCCUACCUAGACAUUACCAAUGCAGUUAGUUUGGGAGAAUUUCAGUAUAAAUUUUAAAUCGGGUGCACUAGUAACUUUUUAUUCAGCUGUCUAGUUAAUUUUAAAGAUAAUCAUUUAGUUUUGACGUUUUUAGUGUCUUGUCUACUUGAGUUUUAUUUCAUUUACUAUUUGAUUUUAUUUCAAUGUGUACCGCACUUUUGUCAACAUUUGUAGUUUGAAAGUGUGAUCAGAAAUAAACGUGACUUUUUCUCCAAGAAA